Molecule: messenger RNA, 3795 nt
Organism: Closterium sp. NIES-67
Lineage: Eukaryota; Viridiplantae; Streptophyta; Zygnematophyceae; Desmidiales; Closteriaceae
Source: the annotation of a GenBank genome assembly
GGUUACCAUUGCAGCGCGGUGUGACGUUGUGGCGCAAUUCAGCCAACUCAAGGAUUGGGCGGAGCGCGCGUUUUCUCAAAGACAGUGCCAAAAGUACGGAGUUGCCGACAAACGCGCCUCACGUAGUUUUGCGCAUGUCGUCUCCUCUCGCAAUUUUCGCGACACCAAAAUGUGGUAGGCACGACUUUGUUGAAAAGUUUUGAAAUGUCGUCACGUUCGUCUUGUCGCAAAUUUGCCGCAUCGCGCAUUUUGCAUCUUGAACGUCAAAGGGCGAACCGCGCUAUGGUACAAGCUCUGUGUUGUCUUGAACCCCUGUAUUUUGCAUAUGUUUUUUCGAACGUAGGUCAAGACGGGACGAGUGGGGUGUGCGUUCAAAAUUGCCGAAAAACCAUUUCUCUCCGAAAUGUACCGCCCCCUUACAUACACCUCCGACUUCACGUUUAAUUCUUUCUUCACUAGGUGUACGUACGACGCGGACGAACGGGCAGCGAGGUUUUGGCACCAGGUAUAUGUCAAAUUAGAUGGAUAUAUAUAUAUAUAUAUAUAUAUGUGUUUGUUAGGCUUGGUAGGUUUGCUACAUUGCUGAAUCUUACUGUAGAGGGGACAACCCCCCCUUCUUGUAUCUCCUUCUCUUUCUUAGUUCUCGUCUUUUCUCUCAUUAACUUCUCCCCCCUAGCUAAACCUCUCGAUCUUUUCAUGGCUUCCCAGCUACUCGUACCUAACGUCCUUCGAAUAGUAUAUUGCAGAGGUGGUACUCUGUGUAUGAAGAUGGCUCAGUCCUUUCAUCUAUGUAGUACGGUGCAAAUUGUAGUAUAACCACACGAAAUCCACACCCAAUGUCAUUACAUCUUGUCGACCUAGGGCAUGUGUUCUUCGAGAGUACGUCUCCAACCCUAUAUCUUCCUCGUACUCUCUUGUUUCUAACAUGGUAUCAUGAGUAGGUUAGGUCCCCCCCCACCUGCUUCCGCCCCACGCCUUAGCCUACCGCGCCUUACCGGACCCUAGCUUGCCCACCGUCCCCUCGCACCGUAGCCGGCCCCGCGCGCCGUAGCCGGCCCCUCGCGCCUAGUCGGCCUCUCGCCCCCAGCCGGCCCCCUCUCGCGCCUCAUCGGCCCCUUGCGCCCCACCAGGCCCCUCGCGUCCUAGACGGCCCCUCACGCCGUCGCCGGCCCCUCCCGCCCUAGUCGGCCCCUCGCGCCCUAGCCGGCCCCUUGCGCCCUAGUCGACCCCUCACGCCGUCGUUGCCCCCCCCUUGCGCCCUAGCCGGCCCCUUGCGCCCAGCCGGCCCCUUCACGACCAGCCAGCCCUCCCUCCCGCCGUAUCCGGCCCCUCACGCCAUCGCCAGCCCCUUGUGCCAUCGCUGGCCCCUCACGCCUGACCGGCCCCUCGCGCCCUAGCUGGCCCCUCGUCGGCCCCCUCUGUCUUUCAGGGUUGUGCUCCCUCCCAGUGUACGUACGCUGACGUUUCCACUGCGGUCACUACAGCUGCUCCUGCCACUGAGAUCGCAGCGGCGGCCUUCCCGCAGCAGCAGCGACAGCGUCGGGGCCGUCACGGCCCCAAGGGAGGGCGUGGUAGUGGUGGUGGCGGCGACAGUGGUUCUGAUGAGGGGGUUGGGGCAGGUGUCCAGGAGCAGCAGCAGCCAUAGCAAUCGCAGCAGAAGCCGCAGCAGCAGCAGCACCAGCCGCAGAAGCAACAGCAGUAGCAGCCGUGGGCCCGCCUCUCGCCGGGGUGGCCGGGAGCCCGUGGAGGUGGUGGCCGAGGUGGCAGUCCUCGUAGCUCGGUGUCUACCGGCGGCUUCGGUGCAGUGGGCUGCCAGUACCAGCUCCAGACCGGGCCCCUCUGUGGCACUGUGUGCCGCCGCCCGCACCCGACCUCCCGCUGAUUCCGCUGCCUCGAUGACCUCUUUCGUCGCCACUUCGGCCCGGAUCCGGACCUCCCUGAUUGGCCCAGCCUGCUGCGUCACGGUGUGCCUGUUUUUGAUUAAGACAUGGAUCAUCUUAGUUUUGCCUUGGAUUCUCGAUAUGCUGACGCUUCUAGUGUGUCCGGAUCUUAUAACCAUGUGUUCUCUAGCUUAGGCAUAGCACCUGUGUGUAGUACAGACACCCCUGUUGCGUCAAGCAUAGGAUCGUUUUCUCUGUCUAGCCUAGACUCUACACUCGCUCCUUCAUCUACCGCUACUGCUUCGCUGUCCUUCACACUUGACUCCGGUGCUUCUGCCUGCUUCUUUCGCAACCACGCCACACUCAUGCCGCUUGCCACGCCUGCCCCCGCUGUCGCACUUGCUGACCCCUCUUCUGGUCCUGUCAUUGCUCGCAGCUACACUACCCUCCCCUGUCGAGCGGUCCCCUUGGGCUCCCUUAAAGGCCUCCACAUCCCUUCAUUCUCCAGGAACUUAGUUGGUGUCAGCUGUCUUCAGGACCUCGGUGUCACCACUACGUUUCCUGGUCACGAGCGGUAUGCUGUCUGUACCGAAGCCGCCUCAGGUUCCCCCCUUGCGACGUUCCACCGGGACCUAGUGUCUGGCCUCUUUACGCUGGACACUGCUCCCCCCCCCGGUUGGCACGUCCUCCCUAGGCCCUGCGUCUACCCUGGUUGCCGCGGCUUGCUCGUGUUGGUCGCUCACUCACCCGUCGCUUCCAUGGCACCACCGCCUAGGUCACCCCGCACUCCCGCGUCUGUGUCACAUGUCUCAGCAUAGUCUCGUCCUAGGUCUCACUGCAUCUCUUCCUUCCCUCCCUCUCUCACCUGCGCUGCCGUGCACGCCUUGCGUCGAGGGCCGGCUGUGCCAUGCUCCUCAUUCCUCCUCGGUUUGUCCCGCCACCGCACCCCUUCAGACCCUGUACCUGGAGGUCUAGGGCCCAGCCCCCGUCCCUGGACCGCGUCGUGAGCGCUACUUUCUAGUGCUCGUGGACGACUUCACGUGCUACACCAUGGUGUUUCCUUUGGAGCGGAAGGCCGACGUGCCUGGCGUUCUUAUCCCGUGGGUUAUGGUUGCCUGCCUCCACCGCGGUCUCUCUGUGUUGUGUCUCCACUCCGACCGUGGCGGCAAGUUCGCCUCUGGUCGGCUUGGACAGAUCCGUUGUGCAGAGGGCAUCACCCAGUCGUAGACCCUACCGGACUCCCCGCAGUAGAAUGGGGUCUUUGAGUGAUGCAUCGGCUUGGUCAUGGAGGUGGCGCAUACCUCCAUGAUUCAUGCCGGCGCACCCCAUUUUCUGUGGCCGUUCGCAGUUCGCUACGCUGCUUAGCAGCUUAACCUCUGGCCGCGCUCCCAGCGGCUGUAGGUUUCGCCGACCCUUCUUUGGACCGGGUUCCCUUGUGACGCAUCCGAGUUCAACGUCUGGGGCUGCCUCGCGCACGUCCAUGCCUUUGGCAAGGACAAGCUCACCGCCCGCACUGUUCCUUUUGUCUUCCUCGGUUUCCCCCUGGACUCGUCUGACUGGCACUUUUACCACCCGCCGUCUCACCGCUUCUUUCACUCCCGUGACGCUACUUUCGACAAGUUUGUCUCCUUUUACCACCGCUUUCCCCACCGAGGUCCCCCGGUUUCCUCUCCUCGGCUUCUGGUCCCCACUCCCCCGGUAGCCUCCGCUCAUCUUCCUCCCCGUCCUGCUCCGUUUGGUGUGUCUCACGUCACUCCCCUCCCGUCGGUUGUCCCGGUCGAGGAUUCGGCUGACUCUGGUGGCCCUGCGGCGUAGUUCUUGCCGCCUGUCUCUCCCCCGGUGUCUCCUCCUCCGUCGUCGUAGUCGCCGCCGCCGCAGCAGCCACCCCUAUCGCAGCGGCAGCAACUGUUCGUGG